Molecule: messenger RNA, 1461 nt
Organism: Penicillium canescens
Lineage: Eukaryota; Fungi; Ascomycota; Eurotiomycetes; Eurotiales; Aspergillaceae
Product: alpha-mannosyltransferase
Exons: 1
Coding region: 1-1461 (486 amino acids)
Biological process (GO): mannan biosynthetic process
Cellular component (GO): Golgi apparatus
Molecular function (GO): alpha-1,2-mannosyltransferase activity
Source: RefSeq, a predicted model, not a curated record
AUGACGGUUCGGCUAUUCCGUCUGCGUGUGCGGACGCUGUUGGUAGCAUUUACUCUCGCCAUCCUUCUCACCUGGACCCUCUCACGAUGGCGUACCGCAUACGUCCCAUCGAAUGACAGCACUUCCGCCCAUUCCUUCGGACCCAUCUCCGACUUGACAGCAUUACACCAGAGAUUUUGGCGGGAAUUCCACACACUCUUGGAAAACAAUGCGCCUAACACGACGGCCCCGGUGACUGAGGAAGAAAAGGCCCAGGCAGUAGGAUUCAAAUAUAAAGAUGCACCGCCGCGUCCGAAUUACCUGCACGUCCCGGAAAAUGAUAUAGCCAUAAUGAAAGAUGCGCAUACCAAAUUCGUGGGCGCAAUCUCCCACUCUCCUCCUCAACUCAGCUACAUACCCGGCACAAAGGGCGUGGUCUCGACCGCAGGCGGUUCCUACCUCCCAGUGCUAGUGAUUUCGCUGCGAAUGCUCCGCCGGACAGGGUCAACGCUACCGAUGGAAGUGUUCCUGGCCAAUGAAGAUGAAUACGAGGAAUAUAUCUGCGAUGAAGUGUUGCCAUCACUGAACGCGCGGUGUCUAGUGCUAUCUCGGAUUCUGAGCGUUUCGCCGGCUAAGAUCGAGAAAUACCAAUACAAGCCAUUCGCAAUGCUUUUCUCUUCAUUCGAAGAAAUCCUGUUCCUCGAUGCUGAUUCUUUUCCAUUGGAGAAGCCAGAAGAUCUGUUCUGGGAUGAGCCUUUCCGUUCAAGGAAGAUGGUCACUUGGCCUGAUUUUUGGGCUUCCUCCGCCUCGCCUCUCUUCUACGAAAUCGUUGACCAGGUUGCUCCGCCAAUGGGACUGCGACAGUCAACUGAAUCUGGGGAGGUACUUAUAUCGAAGAAGACCCAUACGCGAACCCUCCUGCUCUGUACUUACUACAACUAUUGGGGCCCGUCUCACUACUACCCACUCCUAUCGCAGGGCGCUGCAGGGGAAGGUGAUAAGGAAACCUUCGUGGCUGCUGCAUCAGUUAUGCAAGAGCACUUCUAUCAGGUCAGCGAGUCGAUUUGUGCUCUAGGUCAUCGUACCUACGGUGGUAUGGCUGGCUCUGCAAUGGCCCAAUUCAACCCCAUUCAGGACUUCAGAUUAACCAGCCAAGGCAAGUGGCGGGUUCGGGGCGACGAGGCGCCAGCACCAAGCGUUUUCUUCAUUCACGCCAAUGUUCCCAAGUUCAACCCGGCUACUGUCUUCGAUCACGGUGCAGUCAACCCUGCUUUUGCCGAUGAUGGUACCUACACUCGUGCUUGGACAAUUCCUGAAAAUGUAGUCAAGGACUUCAGUUCCAAGGUUGAUGUUGAGAGGGCUUUUUGGCAAGAGAUUCUUUGGACGGCGUGUGAGCUUGAAGAUAAGUUCUCCUCAUGGAGGGAUUAUGUUGGUAUAUGCGCUUCUGUGAAGGACUAUUGGAGCGUUGUUUUCGGAGAGUAA